AUGCUGCUGACGCAGAGGCCGUCGGCCUUUCGGCUCGCCCUCGUCGCCUGGGCGGCCUUUUGCAUAUGCGUCAUCUUAUACCACUUCAGCGCCAUCCGAACGCACAUUGCCCCCACGGCCGACCUGCUGCGCCAGAAAGCCAGCGAGAAAUGGAGCUCCGUCGUAUCCGACGGCGAUGCUGAUGCUGCCGCCGCCGCCUUCCCUCAGACGACCACAACUACCACGCCAACGCUCGCCGCUAAGCCGCAGGAAAAGCAGCAGGACCAGAAGCAGGAGGAGCAGAAGCCACAGAAGCCCAAGCCCAAGCAGCCCAAGCAGAUCCCCAAGAAGCUGUGGUACAAGACGGGGCCCAAGGGCCUGACCGACGACAUGCGCGCCUGGCACGACUCCUGCACCAGCCGCAACUCGCACUACCGCGCCACCUACCUCAACGACGACAGCGCCGACGCCUACGUCCAGGAGAACUACGCCGCCGAGCGCCCCGACGUCGUCGACGCCUACAUGGGCCUGGCCAUCCCCAUCCUCAAGGCCGACUUUCUGCGCUACCUGCUGCUCUACCGCGAGGGCGGCGUCUGGUUCGACCUCGACGUCUCGUGCGAGACGGUGCCCAUCGACGAGUGGAUCCCGGACGAGUACAAGAACGACACGGCCAUCGCCGUGGGGUGGGAGUUUGACGUCGGCUGGGGCGAGGGCUUCCAGCGCCAGUUCAACAGCUGGACCAUCAUGUCGGAGCAGGGGUCGCCGCACAUGCUGCAGGUCAUCGACGACAUCGUCGCCGCCGUCGGCGCCUCGUCCCGGAAGCACGGCGUGCCCGUCGGGAACCUGACGCUCGACAUGGUCGGCGACGUCGUCGACUACACGGGGCCCCGGCGCAUGACCGAGGGCAUCUUCAGGAGCCUCGAGCGGCAGCGCGGCGGCGACAAGAUCGACCGCGCCGAGCUGUCCAACCUGCGCCAGCCCAAGAUGAUCGGCGACGUGCUGAUCCUCCCCGGCUACUCGCUCGCCAUGUCGUCCAACAAGUACGAGGGCGAGCAGGUCGGCCCCUCGCUCGUCACGCACCACUACGCCGGCUCGUGGAAGAACGACAAGGGCGGCGAGACGAAGCGGAGAAGGAGGAAGAGGAGAGGCAGUAGUAGGAUAGAAGCAUGA
Messenger RNA from Thyridium curvatum, 1149 nucleotides. RefSeq lists its product as uncharacterized. The record is from RefSeq and is a predicted model, not a curated record. The transcript has a single exon. Gene Ontology annotation, biological process: protein N-linked glycosylation. NCBI's taxonomy places the organism in Eukaryota, Fungi, Ascomycota, Sordariomycetes, Thyridiales, Thyridiaceae. Bases 1 to 1149 code for a protein of 382 amino acids. Gene Ontology annotation, molecular function: alpha-1,6-mannosyltransferase activity. Gene Ontology annotation, cellular component: mannan polymerase complex.